AAUAUUAUUAUUAUUAUUAUAAGCAAUUAACGGUAGUAAUUGCUUAUAAUUGAUUAUUAUUAUUAUUAUUAUCAGCAAUUAUCUACUUUUAUUUCUGUAGUGUGUAUUAUUAUAAGGAUCAAUUCCGGAAACUUGACUAUCUAAAAACUGCGAGCCGCAAGCCAAUUUUUUAAACUCCAGAUUCCAAUUGAUUAUAGCCUUGUCGUGAGUGUGUAUAAAUUAAAAUCCGGAAAUGAUCAUAGUUACAAUGUGAUGUCGUCGAUUAUCGCAUAUAUUUAUUGUUAUUGAAUAACAUUCUCAGUUAUAAUAUUGACGUUGUGACAGAUUGACAUUUUGACAAAUAUAAAUGUUAUCCUGAAACAAAAAAUGGUUGUGUUGUGACUUGGGAUAUCGGGAUUACUCUAUUCCAGGGCAAAUGUUGUCCGAAUUUAUAUUCAUUUUAUUAUUGAAAUUCGGACUUAGUUAGAGAUUUGAAUUAUGUUUCUGAAUAUAUAUUUAUCUUGUAUGUAUAUAUAUUAAAGCAUGCCAAGGAUGUGAUUAUGUGUUUAAAUUAUGAAUAUUAUGUGUACAUAAUAAUUGAGUAUAUAUAUAUAUGUGUGUGUGUGUGUGUGUGUGUACACAAUUAUGAAUUAUUAUUUUUCUCCUGUAACUACUGCAAGUAUUCUAUUCUACAUCUCUUUAUAACCAAAAAUAUUUUAUUUCUCUUCACUCGAUAAAUAUUUUGUUCGCACACGGGUUUUUCUAACCUUCGAAAGAUUUUAACAAAUAUUGUUUUCAUUUUCCUGAUUAGAAAAGAUGAACUGAGAAACUCUAAAAAUGGUUGUUUUGAGAUUUUAAAUUACUCUGUCCUAUUUGACUUGUAUUUUAUACAAGUAUAUUAGUUGCAUGAAUUGCAUUAUACUAUUCCGAGCAUGCAAAACCCUUUCAAUUAAAUCAUUAUUCUGACAUGUGUACACUUACAUACGCUCAACGAUAUCUUAUCAACUGGUGUUUUAUAGAACUGAUUUCCCUGAAAAGAACUUUUGGUUAAGAUUUCAUAAAUGCUGAACUGUUAAGCCUGUUUUCUCUACCUUGAUUUUACACAUGUAUGUGUGUGUGUGUGUAUAUAUCUUAAUAUUCGAUUGUGAUCAAUUUGUGAAACCAGUUUAAAGUUGUGAAACAAUGGGGGGUAAAACAAAGUCCCAAAGGAAGAGGGAGAAGAACAAGGCUAUUGCUGAAGCAUACCAAAAACUCAAAGCUGAUUACGGAAUCCUCCUCAGAGAAAUCACAAGCUUGAAACAACAGAACGAUCCUACAUACAAUGGUGGCCAAUCUGACUACUCCAUCUGCAAUCCUACAUACAAUGGUGACCAAUCUGGCUACUCCAUCUGCGAUCCUACAGACAAUGGUGGCCAAUCUGGCUACUCCAUCUGCGAUCCUACAGACAAUGGUGGCCAAUCUCGUUACUCCAUCUGCGAUCCUAUAGACAAUGGUGGCCAAUCUGGCUACUUUAUCCAUGAUCCUACAUACAAUGGUGGCCGAUCUGGCUACUGUAUCUGGAAUCAUGUAGACAAUGGUAGCCAAUCUGGCCAAUCUAGCUCCUCCAUUUGUGAUCCUACAUACGGUACUAGAUAUAAACCCAAGCCACCUCAGCUAUGUCCUCGGUUUCCUGAACAUAGGGAGAUUUUAUCUUUAGACGCUGGAUUUGCUCAAACUCCUGUUUUACGAGAAAUUUUUAGUUUUCGGGAUUAUAUAGCUUCUCCACAAGAUAUACAUCAGGAAAUGAAACGUUUUGGAGUAGGUACUUUUAACACUGCUUUCGACAAUGAAGAUUUGGAGGUCAUAGCUUCCAAGAUUGCACCUUCGGUUGUAGCUGUUUCCUCUUUCUACGGCUCGAAAAUUAAAUUUGAUUGCUCAGGCCUCAUAAUACAUUGGAGUUCAAGUGAGAAAGAAGCAAUUAUAUUGACUUCUGCAAAACUCCUUUAUUAUCCAAAGGGUUCUGAAGUUGAAUUUCAUCUAAUUGUAAGGAUGGCAGAUGGAACUCUGCUUCUUGCUAAAGAAGAUCACGUCGACUACUACUACAAUCUUCUUACUCUGAAAGUUAAGCCCGUAGUGGAACCGGAAGUAGUAGAUUUGAGAUCUAGGCAAGCGGGCAUUGUUGAUGGGAUGAAUGUGAUCUCAUUUGGUCGUUCUUUGUUAACCUUCACCUUGUAUGGCGAUAGGGGAAAGCUAUCUGAGUAUCCUCCAUCUUUUGGGUGUUAUGAGCUUUCAGCAACUAAUUGUGGCAUCCCUGAGAUUGGUGAAGGUGGACCACUUGUCAAUGAUGAGGGAUAUGUGGUUGGGAUUAAUUUUUUUGGUCAUUAUCGCUGUGCUCAAGCACUUCCUACUCCCACUAUCCUAUCUUGCUUGGAGAUGUGGAAGUCCUUUAGUACUGUUCUGCGACCUUGGUUUGGAAUCAGAGUGAUUGAUGUGAAAGAAUACCGGAAACUAGUAUCAAAUCCAGGAAAGGAACUAGAUGCAUCCAAUCGAGAUUUAUCUGUUUCUGUCAAAGAGGUCCAUGAAGGAUCAGUUGCUUAUAAAAAUAAUGUGAAGUCAGGAGACAAAGUUGCUACUCUGAAUGGAACUAAAAUAGAAACUGUCAAGCAGUAUUCCCAAUUAUUGUCUGAGGCAUCGCGAGCAGCGACUGCUUGUGAAUCAGGUCAUCGUUUAAUGGCCGUCAUAAAUCCAUUUGAUCGUCCUACUGAUGAUAUAAUUAUUGAGGCCAACAACAUAUCGGUUGAUGACAAGAGAUUCUCUAGCUGUUGGCCGCUACUUGUUUCUGAUGAUUGGGACAACUGUUAAACUGAUCAAAGAAAUCCCUGGCUGCCUAUGCCGGAAGAAGACUACAUAUAUUAAAUUAUUGAAGUAUCUGUGGUAUUGGCUUUCUGUUGAUGAAGCUGUAAAAAGUCGAAGAGGCAAAUUGCAGAUGAGUUUCGCAUUUGUUGGAUUUGGACUGCUUGCUGCAUGCAAGACUUAUAAACAACUUUUAAUGCACUUGGGGUGUUUCGUGCUCGGGAAAAAACAUGAUUUUAUUAUUGAAUUAGUUUAUCAAUCCGUGAGAUUAUUUUGUUGGUAAGAUAUGUAUUUAAAUCCUUUUUCACUCAACUGAUAUGUUUAUAAGAGUAUUUGAAUCUUGGCUUGCGACAUAUUAAGCCUUAACCCUUAACUUCUAUAUUUGAAUCUGUUUAUGCUGGAUUCA
Messenger RNA from Daucus carota subsp. sativus, 3217 nucleotides. RefSeq lists its product as uncharacterized. Lineage: Eukaryota; Viridiplantae; Streptophyta; Magnoliopsida; Apiales; Apiaceae. The transcript has 12 exons. The coding region runs from base 1162 to 2820 and encodes 552 amino acids. The record is from RefSeq and is a predicted model, not a curated record. Gene Ontology annotation, molecular function: protein binding.